AUGACGGAAGGACCUGAGCCCACCUCCAGAUUGUUGGGCAGAGCUCAGGGUUUGUACACCAUUUCCAGUCAAGGGAAUGAUCUUGAACGGCUGAGCCAAGGAAUAGUGCUCAACUUCGUUUUUCAGAGUGGAGAAUUUAAUGGAAGCACACUCGCCGUGGUGGCCACACAAAUUUCCCCAUAUUUUACAGAGAUGCCAAUUGUGGGAGGAACCGGCAAAUUCAGGCUGGCUCGAGGGUGGUUGGCAGAUGGGUUUGUAGAAAUCAAUGCAAGAGAACGCACUACCAACGAGGUCUCUAUCAGUACGUUGCUGGAGCUGCAGGUUCUGGUACAGUUAGGAAUGGAGCCGGUGACAUGA
Messenger RNA from Cryptomeria japonica (Japanese cedar), 357 nucleotides. Its product is annotated as dirigent protein 2-like. The coding region runs from base 1 to 357 and encodes 118 amino acids. The record is from RefSeq and is a predicted model, not a curated record. Lineage: Eukaryota; Viridiplantae; Streptophyta; Pinopsida; Cupressales; Cupressaceae. The transcript is spliced from 3 exons.